AUGGCGAACGAGAGUUCUUCAGGGAAGAGAUGGCUUCCACUUGAAGCUAACCCAGAGGUUAUGAAUCAGUUUCUCUCGGGACUUGGUCUCGCGCCAGAUGAAGCAGAGUGCAAUGAUGUGUUUGGAUUAGACGACGAGCUUCUCGAGAUGGUGCCAAAGCCUGUUCUCGCUGUUCUCUUCCUUUACCCCAUCACCAAAAAGAGUGAAGAAGAGAGAAUCGAGCAAGACAAGGUGAUCAAGGAAAAGGUGCAUAGUGAUAAAGUUUACUUCAUGAAACAAACUGUGGGUAAUGCUUGUGGAACCAUUGGUCUUCUUCAUGCUAUUGGGAAUAUUACCUCAGAAAUCAAGCUUUCUGAGGGAUCGUUCUUGGAUAAAUUCUUCAAAUCCACUGCCGAUAUGACUCCUAUGGAGCGUGCGAGGUUUCUUGAGAACGAUAGUCAAAUAGAAGAUGCUCAUUCUGUAGCUGUUACAGCUGGUGAUACACCUGCUACAGACGACGCGGACACGCAUUUCAUCUGUUUAGCUUGUGUAGAUGGUGAGCUCUAUGAACUUGAUGGAAGAAAAGCAGGACCAAUCUCACAUGGUGGUUCCUCUCCAGCUACCUUGUUGAAGGAUGCGACGAAAGUGAUCAAGAAGAUGAUUGAGAAGAAUCCAGGCUCGCUCAAUUUCAAUGUGAUAGCUAUCUCUAAGAGAACCUGA
Microthlaspi erraticum is the source of this 699-nucleotide messenger RNA. Lineage: Eukaryota; Viridiplantae; Streptophyta; Magnoliopsida; Brassicales; Brassicaceae. The record is from the annotation of a GenBank genome assembly.